Enhydra lutris kenyoni (northern sea otter) is the source of this 4472-nucleotide messenger RNA. It is a transcript of the gene SYNJ2, whose product is annotated as synaptojanin 2. Lineage: Eukaryota; Metazoa; Chordata; Mammalia; Carnivora; Mustelidae. The transcript is spliced from 27 exons. Bases 1 to 4437 code for a protein of 1478 amino acids. Gene Ontology annotation, molecular function: phosphatidylinositol-4,5-bisphosphate 5-phosphatase activity; RNA binding. Gene Ontology annotation, cellular component: presynapse; perinuclear region of cytoplasm. The record is from RefSeq and is a predicted model, not a curated record. Gene Ontology annotation, biological process: synaptic vesicle endocytosis; phosphatidylinositol dephosphorylation; brain development.
AUGGCGCUGAGCAAAGGGCUGCGGCUGCUCGGGCGGCUGGACGCCUCGGGGGAGUGCAGCGUCCUGCUGGAGGCGCGCGGCCGCGGGGACUGCCUGCUCUUCGAGGCCGGCACGGUGGCCACGCUCGCUCCGGAAGAGAAGGAGGUCAUUAAAGGCCAGUAUGGGAAGCUCACGGACGCUUACGGCUGCUUGGGGGAGCUCAGGUUAAGAUCCGGUGGUGCUUCCCAGAGCUUCCUGGUUUUGGUGACAGGCUGCACAUCUGUGGGCAGAAUUCCAGAGGCUGAAAUCUACAAGAUCACGGCCACCGACUUUUACCCUCUACAGGAGGAGGUCAAGGAGGAGGACCGCCUCGUAGCCUUGAGGAAAAUCCUCAACUCGGGGGUCUUCUACUUCUCAUGGCCCAAUGAUGGGUCCAGCUUUGACCUCACCGUCCGGGCGCAGAAGCAGGGCCAUGACAGCGACGAAUGGGGGAGCUCCUUCUUUUGGAACCAGCUGCUGCACGUGCCCCUGAGGCAGCACCAGGUGAGCUGCUGCGACUGGCUGUUGAAGGUCAUCUGCGGCGUGGUGUCCAUCCGCACGGUGUAUGCCUCGCACAAGCAAGCCAAGGUCUGCCUCGUGUCCCGCAUCAGCUGCGAGCGCGCUGGCGCUCGCUUCCACACCCGCGGCGUGAACGACGAUGGCCACGUGUCCAACUUCGUGGAGACUGAGCAGACGAUUUACAUGGAUGACGGAGUGUCGUCUUUUGUCCAGAUCAGAGGCUCCGUUCCGCUGUUUUGGGAGCAGCCAGGACUUCAGGUUGGCUCUCAUCAUCUGAGACUCAACAGAGGCCUCGAAGCCAAUGCCCCUGCUUUCGACAGGCAUAUGGUGCUGCUGAAGGAGCAGUAUGGGAAGCAAGUGGUCGUGAACCUGCUGGGGAGCAGAGGCGGAGAGGAGGUGCUCAACAGAGCCUUCAAGAAGUUGCUCUGGGCCUCUUGCCACGCCAGCGACACGCCUAUGAUCAACUUCGACUUCCACCAGUUUGCCAAAGGUGGGAAGCUAGAGAAACUGGAGAACUUGUUGAGGCCGCAGUUGAAGCUGCACUGGGAUGACUUUGACGUGUUCGCCAAGGGCGAGAAUGUAAGUCCACGUUUUCAGAAAGGCACUUUGCGGAUGAACUGUCUUGACUGCCUGGACCGAACCAACACGGUGCAGAGCUUCAUAGCACUCGAGGUCCUUCAUCUGCAGCUCGAGAGCCUGGGUCUGAACUCAAAGCCCAUCGCAGACCGCUUUGUGGAGUCCUUCAAAGCCAUGUGGUCUCUGAACGGGCACAGCCUUAGCAAGAUGUUCACGGGCAGCAGGGCCCUGGAAGGGAAGGCCAAGGUGGGGAAGCUGAAGGAUGGGGCUCGGUCCGUGUCUCGCACUAUCCAGUCCAACUUCUUUGAUGGGCUGAAGCAGGAGGCCAUUGAGCUGCUGCUGGUCGGGGAUGUCUGCACCGAGGAGUCAGCAGACAAGGGAAGGACGCUCCUGGACAACACGGCCCUGCUGGUGACGCCCAGGAUCCUGAGAGCCAUGGCAGAGCGCCAGUCAGAAUUCACGACUUUCAAGCGGAUCCGCAUUGCCACGGGGACCUGGAACGUGAACGGAGGCAAGCAGUUCCGGAGCAACCUCCUGGGCACGGCCGAGCUGGCCGACUGGCUGCUUGACUCCCCCAGGCUCGCCAGCCUCACAGGCUCCCAGGAUGAGGACAGCCCGGCUGACAUAUUUGCCGUGGGGUUUGAAGAGAUGGUGGAACUGAGCGCAGGGAAUAUCGUCAAUGCCAGUACCACCAACAGGAAGAUGUGGGGUGAGCAGCUCCAGAAAGCCAUCUCACGCUCUCAUAGGUACAUUCUCUUGACUUCGGCACAGCUGGUGGGCGUCUGUCUGUAUAUCUUUGUACGUCCAUACCAUGUCCCAUUCAUCAGGGAUGUGGCCAUCGACACAGUGAAGACAGGCAUGGGGGGAAAGGCCGGGAACAAAGGGGCCGUGGGCAUCCGCUUCCAGUUCCACAGCACCAGCUUCUGCUUCGUGUGCAGCCACCUGACGGCCGGGCAGUCCCAGGUGAAGGAGAGGAACGAAGACUACAGGGAGAUCACCCAGAAGCUGAGUUUCCCAAUGGGAAGAAACAUUUUUUCUCACGAUUAUGUGUUUUGGUGUGGCGAUUUCAACUACCGCAUCGACCUCACUUAUGAGGAAGUCUUCUAUUUUGUCAAACGCCAAGACUGGAAGAAACUUCUGGAAUUUGAUCAGCUGCAACUACAGAAAUCAAGUGGGAAAAUUUUUAAAGACUUUCAUGAAGGUGCCAUUAAUUUUGGACCCACCUACAAGUAUGAUGUUGGCUCGGCUGCCUACGACACAAGUGACAAGUGCCGCACCCCUGCCUGGACAGACAGGGUCCUGUGGUGGAGGAAGAGGCACUCUUUUGACAGGACAGCUGGAGAACUCAACCUUCUAGAAAACGACGUAGAUGCUGACAGCACCGUCACACAUUCCUGGUCUCCUGGUGCCCUCAAGUAUUACGGCCGAGCCGAGCUCCAAGCGUCUGAUCACAGACCCGUGCUGGCAAUCGUGGAGGUGGAAGUUCAAGAAGUUGAUGUGGGUGCUCGGGAGAUGGUGUUCCGGGAAGUGUCCUCUUUCCAGGGCCCCCUGGAUGCCACCGUCAUAGUCAACCUUCAGUCACCGACCUUAGAGGAGAAAAACGAGUUUCCUGAAGAUGUGCGCACAGAGCUCAUGCAGACCCUGGGCAAUUAUGGGACGAUCGUUCUUGUCAGGAUCAACCAAGGGCAGAUGCUGGUGACUUUUGCAGACAGUCACUCAGCUCUCAGCGUCCUGGAUGUGGAUGGUAUGAAGGUGAAAGGCAGAGCCGUGAAGAUCAGACCAAAGACCAAGGACUGGCUGAAAGGUUUGCAAGAGGAGAUCACCCGAAAACGGGAUAGCAUGGCCUCCAUGUCUCCCACUGCCAAUUCCUGUUUGCUGGAGGAAAACUUCGACUUCACAACUCUGGACUAUGAGUCAGAGGGGGAUAUCCUCGAAGAUGACGAAGACUAUUUGGCGGAUGAGCUAAGUCAGCCUGUGGUCUCGGACGGGGAGAUGGGCGGGGACAGCCUCUCUGAAGCCCCCAGCCCCACAGCCGCGGUGCCCGCCGGCAAGUCACCUGCGCUCAACAAAAAGAAGCCGCACCCGACCUACCAAGAUGACGCUGAGCUUGUGGCAGUAAAGCAGGAGCUGGAAGCAGGUGGAGAUUUCCGGCACCGUUCUCCAAGCAGGUCUCUGUCGGUGCCCACUCGGCCUCGGCCGCCUCACCCACCGCAGAGACCGCCCCCUCCAACUGGUUUAAUGGUGAAAAAGUCGGUGUCGGACGUGUCCAUCUCGUCGGGCACCCACGGGCAGUACUCGAUCUUGCAGACGGCCAGACUUCUGCCGGGAGCACCCCAGCAGGCACCCAAAGCCAGGACGGGGAUAAGUAAACCCUAUAACGUCAAGCAGAUCAAAACUACCAACGCUCAGGAGGCAGAAGCAGCCAUCCGAUGUCUCCUGGAAGCCAGGGGCGGCGCCCCAGGAGACGCCCCAAAUGCCACAGCCCUGAGGGACCCAGGCCCUUCCAAACCAGAGCCCUCAGCAGGGGUGGCCCCGCUCCUGCCCCGGCGGCCUGCACCCAGAGUCCCUGCCAUCAAGAAGCCAACCUUGAGGAGGACAGGGAAGCUCGAGUCACCGGAAGACCAGUGUGGGCCGCAGACGGCCCAUUUUACCAUCGGGCCCCCAGAGACGAGCCCCGAACCCCCUCCUCUAGCAGCCGCCCCUCCCGUGCCCAAACCGAGAUCGCUGCAGCCCGGGAAGGGCGCCGAGAGGAAGCCGAGCGGGGGGCCACCCGCCCCGGACGAUGGCCCCGCUGUGGCCGUCCCGCCGCACCCGCGGGAGGAGCCGCCCCCCGCGCCCCGGGCGCCCCCGAGGAGGAAGAAGUCCGCCCCCGCCGCCUUCCACCUGCAGGUGCUGCAGAGCAGCAACGGCCUCCAGGCGCUCGCCCUUGGCAGCCCCGGCAGCCACCGGCCCCCAGCUCGCCCACCCGACGACGACGGCCCCCUGUCCCCUCCACCCGCUGGCCUCGGCCCUUCCCCCGUGGCGAGCCCCGACACCCACGGCGCCAGGGAGCCCCUGGCCGAGACGGCCUCCCUUCUUGGGGACUGUCGGGAUCCCUUCUGGAGCCUUCUCCACCACUCGAGCCUGCCGAAGAACGCCUGGCUUUCCCAGAGCAACGACCCGGUGGACUCGGGGACCGGGGGCCCGCCAGGAGCACCCCCCGCCCCCGCUGCCCAGGAGCUGCCUCCGGGGCGCGGGCCGGGGGAUGUAGGUGCCUGCGGGACAGGCGGCGACAAGGACCAGAGGACGGUACUGCAGGUGUUUGACCCGCUCGCGAACACAUGAGGAGGGAGCGGGGACAGCGGCGGCCGCACGAAGUG